Molecule: messenger RNA, 1917 nt
Organism: Macrosiphum euphorbiae (potato aphid)
Lineage: Eukaryota; Metazoa; Arthropoda; Insecta; Hemiptera; Aphididae
Source: the annotation of a GenBank genome assembly
AUGGGCUAUUCGAUUUUUCAAAUGACCCGCAGCAAUUCCUAUUACGAUAUGACAGAUCGAAACAUUAUGCGAAAACAAAUUGAACUUGAUAUUAGCAAAUCAUCAAAUAAUGAAGCUCCAGUUAAAAAUUUGAAAAUCGAAAAUUAUAUAGCAUGUCCACACCCUAUUUUGGACCCGUUCGACCCGAUCAUGAUGAAAUUCGUCCAAAAGGAGCCACCUUUGACCUGCGACCCGGAGGAGGAUUGGGUUACUAUCAAGGGAAACAUCGCGCGUAUCACCGACAAGGCUCUCAAGAAGUACGGUGACAUCCAGUGCAAAUUUAUGGACGUUUUGAGGGCCAACGAGUUCUCCACGUCGCUGGGCGUCGUGACCACCACUCACACAGAAUAUAAUUUGGAGACAUCGGACUUUUUCAGAGUUUACUGUGAGUCGGAAAACGGCCAAUUCAGUUGGGAGAGCCGCAUGGCCGGCAUACGAUUCGACGAGGAUGUGAUCAAUAGAGCCGGAUGGGACCAGGUGCCCAAAGACGGGUUAGGCCUCAACGUUCUAAUGAUAGGAUUGGACUCUAUGUCAAACAUGAUGGUGCAGAGAAUACUGCCAAAGGUUUAUUCCAAACUCAAGUCUAUGGGAGCACGCGUGCUCAAUGGCUACAACAUUGUCGGCGACGGGACUCCGCAGGCGUUGAUACCGAUUUUGACAGGACGCACUGAACUGGAGCUUCCGGACACUAGGAAACGCAUGGGGAACAAAGCGUCAUACGUGGACGUCUACCCGUUCAUAUGGAACGAGUUCAAGAAACACGGCUACGUCACUGGUUAUGCUGAAGAUGUUCCGGACGUUGGCAUAUUUACUUACAGGCUAAAAGGAUUUGACCAACAGCCGACCGAUCAUUAUAUGCGAUCAUAUUACGUAGACGCGUCGCCAAUGUUCAAACAACAAAAGCCUUUUUGUUACGGUUCUCUACCUAGACACAAGAUAAUGCUCAACUACAUCAAAGACAUGUUUCGGGUGUACGAAGAUAAGCCAAAGUUCAUGUUUGCAUUCCAAGGCGAAUUAUCCCAUGACUAUGCAAGCAAGGUAUCAGUCGCGGAAAACGACCUGGUUGAGUGGUUGGAAUGGUUUGAGAAGUCUGGUUACCUGAACAACACCAUGCUGGUGUUUAUGAGCGAUCACGGUCAGAGGUUUGCUUCGGUGCGCGACACACAACAAGGCAAACUCGAAGAGCGGAUGCCAUUUUUCUCAUUCGUGCUACCUAAAUGGUUUGACCGAAAAUAUCCGACAAUGGCGUCCAACCUGGACAACAACACCAACCGUUUGACAACCCCUUUCGAUAUAUACUCAACACUGAUGAGUGUCCUGCAUCGAGAAGAGCCUAAAACCGACGACGUGAACAAGCGUUCAAUAUCACUGUUCAACGAGAUACCGCUGGAGAGGACGUGCAGAGACGCAUAUAUCGAACCUCAUUGGUGCGCUUGUUUGAAGUGGCAGCCGAUAAGCGUGGAUAGUUCGUUGGCCGUCGACGCAGCAGCAAACUUUGCACAGUUUCUCAACAGGUUUAACUCAGAGUACAGUGACCUGUGUGCGCCGGUGGAGAUCGAUCGGAUCGAAUGGGCCAACAAGAUGGCACCCAACGAAGGGCUGUUGAAAUUCCACCAGGCCGCCGACACUGAUGGAUUCGUACCCGACAUGUCGGCCAACACCAAAAUAACCGACAUCUAUCUGCAGAUAAAAGUGAUCUCUAGAAGGCCUGCCAAGGCCGUGUUCGAAUUUUCGUGCCAGUACAACAGUAACACCAGACGGUACACGGUUUACGAAAAACAUAUCAGCAGAAUUAAUCAGUACGGAAACCAAAGUUGGUGCGUCGCGAAAACCCAACCUCAACUUAACAAGUACUGUUACUGCAAACAACCAAACUGA